AUGGGAUCAUGCUAAGGGACUUCUUUAGAUGUAUAAUAAGAUAUGAGAAUGAGAGAAAUCAUGACCAAAUUUUAAGUUCCUAUGCCAUAUGUAGAUGAGUAUAAAAUAUUCUAGACAAUGAAGUAGGUAGAAAUCAUUUAGCAUAAUAAAAUUCCUCAUUUCGACUUAAUAUAUUCGAAAAUGGGAGAUUCAUCGGAUAAAAUGAAGAAUCUAGUUAAGAAAUGGAGAACAAAAUACGAAUUGCAUAAUCACCCAAAUCUACUAUCUAUACACAAUGUUUCGAUUAUUGAAUCUAUGAAAAUAUUUAUACCUUACACCGACAUAAUACUACUAAUGGACAAACCAGUACAACCUCUAACAAGGCAUAAAAAAGUCAUCAUGAAAUAACCAUUUUCAUAGAAUGAGAUUUUGUUCUUAUUAGAUUGUGUAGUCUCUGGUCUAGCAUUUCAGCAAUAAAAUAAAAUUUAUCCGUCUGGAUUCGACAUUGAUGACAUUGUAACUGUUAAAACUCCAUUUAACACUGAAAUUUAUAAGUUGGUCGAUAGGUACUAGAAACCGAUUCGCACAAAUUUGUUUUAAGAUUUCAUUUAGCUCUAUGAUGAUAAAUAAACUUUGAACGAAUUAAAAAAAACAGCGUUAUUUUCUCCAGCUCAGAUUGAAGCUAUUCCAAAGAAAGACAAGUAUCUAAAACACAAUAGAUAUAAAUCAGAUGUGUUCAAUUUCGGUCUUAUUUUGAUAUACUUGAUAUAAGCUAAACAUCCAGAAGUUUAUGACUGGAAAAGGUGGUAAGUUGAUGAUUUUGCUUUGAGAAGGGUUCAAGAUGAUCUUAUCGUAACAAAUUUGGAUGAAUAAUUAUUACGUCUUAUUGAUCUGAUGUUAACAAUAGAUGAAAACAAAAGACCAGACUUCGUAGAAUUAGAUGAUAUGGUCAGUAAAUUAUUUUAAGGUCUCUAAAUGCAUCGAUUGUAAGAAAAAUAUUAAACAUAAGACUUUUUUAUUGUUUCAUUUGAUAAGCAUUUGGAAAACAAAAAUGAGAUUCUUAGUGACAAUAAUAUCUAUCAAACUAAAUAAUCAAAAUAACCUACCCCAAUUGUGUCAUAAAAUUUGAUAAAAUCAUCUUAAUAAUAAACAUAAUAUCUAAGAAUUGAAAAAGUUAAAUAAAACGAUAUAAGCCAAGCAUCUAUUAAAGAAUAAUAGAAUUAAAUUUAAAACAAAUUCGAUAAUACCCUAACUGUAUCAUAAGGAAAGUUACAUUAUUCAAAUGGAUUUUAUUACAUUGGUUAAAUAUGUAACAGAAGAAGACAUGGGGUAGGUACUUAUUAUAAUUCUGAUAAUCAAAAGGUUACUGAAGGGAUGUGGGUAUUUGACAUUCCUGAAGGAGAUGUUGUACAGUAUAAUUAACCUAAGGAAGAAAAGGAAAAGAGUCAUUUGAAUAUGUCAAGAAAAGAUUGGCUCCAGUAUAAGGGAUAAAUGAAACAGGGGCAAAAAAAUGGAAUCGGAGUUCUUUACUUUUCUGAUGGAUCAAAAUAUAUGGGCAAUUUCUCAUGUGAUUAAGCACAUGGAAAGGGCUAAUUUGAAUAUUAAAAUAAAGAAUAAAUUAUUGGAACAUGGUAGCAUGACAUAUUCAAUAGUUGA
Molecule: messenger RNA, 1635 nt
Organism: Paramecium tetraurelia
Lineage: Eukaryota; Ciliophora; Oligohymenophorea; Peniculida; Parameciidae
Exons: 4
Biological process (GO): protein phosphorylation
Molecular function (GO): protein kinase activity; ATP binding
Source: RefSeq, a predicted model, not a curated record